Messenger RNA from Odontomachus brunneus, 3314 nucleotides. RefSeq names its product rhotekin-like. The coding region runs from base 1130 to 2698 and encodes 522 amino acids. Gene Ontology annotation, cellular component: actomyosin contractile ring. The record is from RefSeq and is a predicted model, not a curated record. Lineage: Eukaryota; Metazoa; Arthropoda; Insecta; Hymenoptera; Formicidae. The transcript is spliced from 8 exons. Gene Ontology annotation, biological process: actomyosin contractile ring assembly; mitotic cytokinesis; septin ring organization.
GCGUCAUUCAGUAUUAGUCGAGUGCUGCCCGGUUGCGAACGGUUGCGUGUCUUUCGCUUUUUUCCCCUUCUCGCGGCCAAGAGCACCACCGGCGUCCUCGUGCCUCGUCCUUUGCACUCUUUUAGACUCGUCACAUCUAGUCCGAUCUAGUCGUUAGCUUAGAUCUCAACGCAAUUGCGCUUACAAUAUCCUCUCUCCGCGCCUUCUACGAUCCUGUGAGGGCACCGAACCGCACGUGGAGCAGAAGAUGAAGACACCGACGAUUCGCGAGUACCAACGACCAUCCGCAGCGAAGAACGUUUUCUUUCGGUGAUGAUGAAUCAUGACACACGAUUGGGCGUCGACUGCCGCUGUGAAAACGGAAAAGAAGCGAAUUUGGUGGCGCAAGGCGGACAAGGCGAGCGAGUGAAGUAUUUGGAGAAUCGAGAGGCGAGCGACAGCUCGCGCCUGUUAUUUGUUGUCAGUCGUGUCGCGCGGAGGCGCGGUAUCGCGUCACUGCUUAUUUUGUACAGCUAACGAAAAUACGUAGGACGACCGUCGAGCCCGUUCGCUGUUGUGUCUGUAUACACGAUUAGAACUAUUCUCGGUGUCGCGACACUUUUCCCGCGUUAACAAGAGGAAAACAAAAAGAGAACGAGUAGGUUCUCUCAUAUAAUGUAACAACAUCUCUUCGUUCGGUUUGCCGAGAAUUAACGUUUGAGAGCUUGAGUAGCUUGUUGCUGUUGUAGAGCAACAUUCGAAGAAAGAGGAGCUCUCUUCUAUCCACCUUGACUCGAAUUCCUCGCGACGGAGUGAGAACCAAAGGACGACCUCUGUCUACCCCCGUUGGCUCUUUAAGAUCUUAGGUCAAGGUUUCCGGAGGAAAAAGCGACUCGUGCCAAACCGUUCGCUAACCACGCCAUGAUAUUCUUCGCGUCGGAACUUGGUGUUUGGGGAAGCUGCCGCUGGAGCAACGGCUCGAGCAACGUGUGAACUGUAACGAUGCAUAAACCUGAGCACAGUUUCGAGGUAUCGGAAGAAUCAAAGUGACUUGCUCGAUCGGCAACGGGACGAUGUGAAUCGGCCGGCGAGCCAACGACGUGAGUUCGAGAAAAGGAUCAGUAAAGCAACAAGAGAAGAGACGAGAAAAAUGGACUCUUGCUUCCCGCAUCUGGCGAUACUGAAUCCGCGAAACGCGAGCAAACCGAAAGCUCGGCUCAACGACGGAUGUAACGUCGUGAACGCCGAGGACGUCCGCACGCGAUCAAGGAGCCCGACGCUCGCGGGCAAAAACGAUAUCUUUCAGGAUCUGGAUUUGUAUUACGUACGACAGAUCGCGCGAAACUCUCAGGAAUACGAUCUGGAGCAAAAAAUCGAGGUGGAGAUCAAAAUGAGAGAAGGUUCGGCUAGACUUUUGGCGGCUGCGAAACAUCGCGCUCAGAGCUUGGAGGCUGCUAGAGCAUUGCUCACGUCCAACGAGAGAAUGUCGGUUUACAUGGCGGAGUUGCAAAGUCGUCGUCGAGAUCCCAUUAAAAAGCCGUGCAUUCCUGGAAGUAUGGGCAAGUUAUCGAUUUCAGAUCUUAGGAUACCGCUGAUGUGGAGAGAUUCUGAUCACUUCAAAAAUCGGGGUGAUCAUCGUCGAUUCGCUGUAUUCUGUUUGGCGCGAUUGGGCACAGAGAUCCACGAUACUUCCUUGUUGUGUCCUAUCGACAGAGCCCACACAGAUAUCAGUUUUCCCGAUGUUUUGAUAUUUAAUAAUGUACCGGCAGAGUUCGAACUGGUCUUAGAAAUUUACAGCCACGUUUUGCAAGAGGAUUUAAGUAUCGCCAGCACACCGAGAAGAAUCAAAAAGACGAUUCACUCGUCAAUCUCGAAAACUGUCGGCAAAAAGCUCGCCGCAUCGCUUCGUGACGAAUUCAGUUCCGGGAAGUCUGGGCCACACUUUGAUUUGGUUGCUCGUGCAAGGUUGACCUUAGACGACACGGACGAUAAUAUUCACACACACGAUCUCGUUAUUAACAACGUUGAAAAUAAAUAUCACUCUUUACCGCUUUUCGGUCACUUUUGUUGCCGAUUGGCGGCACAGCCGGAAUGCGUCAGUAAGGAGAUGUGCAUUGGCAACGUAACCGUAGACGGUCAAGAUUGUUGGGCACGCUUGCAGGGAUUCACCAUAAAAACAUGGGAGUCGAAAAAGCACGCGGAAGAAGCUCAGAAUCCGGAACGUGUGUUACUAAUUAAUAAGGAAACAUCCGUUCAAAUAGCCAAGACUUCCGCUAAAGAACUCUCGAUCAAUAAUCUUGGCAAUAAUAUGAGCAAAUUAUUGUCCAUUAAAUUUGAAUCUAAGGAGGAAGCUCAAAAGUGGUGCAAACUAUUAUCUGCCCACAUCAAUGAUCACUCGAGGUGGAAACGUGCCGCCGAAGUUAUACAAAGAGUAUCUAAUAUCGAAAGUACAAGGAACUCUUUUAUCAGCAAUAAAAGACAAGGAUCUUUAUAUGAUGAAACUCCUUUAAUUGAAUCAAUCCCAUCGGAUUAUACGUCCGCGAGAUCUACUGUACAAACAAUUUUUGAUCUCACACCUAGUACUAGUCUAAGCAGUUCUAGUUCUACGAAUAGUCUAACAAGUCUGCGUUCACGUUCGCUAAGUAUCGGCGGUGCGUUUAAACAAAGUGCCAUUGCCUUAAAGUCACAUUUAGCUCCCUCUAAUAAAAACGAAAUGUAAUCACUUUACGUUUCUUCCCAAGGAAAAUCCACCUGUCUGAUAUGUCCGAGCUAUCCCAUUGCCAAAACAAAUACGCUAGAAGUUUUUACUUCCUUUUCACGUGCUUGAAUAUUACACGAUAUACAUGUUUUAAUACGAUAUUAAAAUAGAAAAAUAUUUAAAUUGUAUAGUAAGAACAUACAAAUCGUAUGGAAGAAACAUGCAAAUAGUAUAAUAAAAACAUACAAAUUGUAAAAAUAUAUAAAUUGUGAUUUAUUUAGGUACUGUUCUUUAGUAUUAAUAUAAUGGUAUAGAAAUAUUUGUAAUUCGGUUAAAGAUAGUGCUGAUAAUAAUGGCGAUUGAUAACUUGGGACAUAAGAGAAGCUUGUUGGAUAGCGAUAUAUAGUACAAAAUAUUUCGCUUAAGUGAUUUCUCUCUCUCUUUUCUACUUUUAUAACGCAAAAUUAUUGCACUAGAAAAGAUGCAAGGGCAGCCUUGUCAUAACGCAUUUAUAAGUUUAUUGCAUUGUGGUAGGAAUAUUGCAAUAUUUAGGAUAGUUAAGGGUACACGUGUUUAUAUGCGAUAUAUAAAAUCCAAUGUAACAACUAUAAUAAUAUAUGAUUAUAUUGAUACAUAA